AUGUCGACAUCAGUGCCAUACGAUCCAUAUGUACCUUCAGAGGAGACUAACUCGAGCUCGAACCCGAACUCUCAGAAUAAAACGGCCGCUCUGAGACAGGAGAUCGACGACACGGUGGGCAUAAUGAGAGACAACAUCAACAAGGUGGCCGAACGAGGUGAACGGUUGACCUCCAUCGAGGAUAAAGCCGACAACUUGGCUGUCUCUGCACAAGGUUUCAAGAGAGGCGCCAACAGGGUCAGAAAACAGAUGUGGUGGAAAGACUUAAAGAUGAGAAUGUGUUUAUUUUUGGUCGUUGUCAUUUUGUUGGUGGUCAUUAUCGUUCCUAUUGUUGUCCAUUUCAGUUAA
Molecule: messenger RNA, 348 nt
Organism: Saccharomyces eubayanus
Lineage: Eukaryota; Fungi; Ascomycota; Saccharomycetes; Saccharomycetales; Saccharomycetaceae
Gene: SNC2
Product: SNAP receptor SNC2
Exons: 1
Coding region: 1-348 (115 amino acids)
Biological process (GO): vesicle fusion; vesicle-mediated transport
Cellular component (GO): SNARE complex; plasma membrane
Molecular function (GO): SNAP receptor activity; syntaxin binding
Source: RefSeq, a predicted model, not a curated record